ACUUAGCUAUUUUAUUGACUGAUGGCACCGUUUGGAUUCAUGACAAGCAGGUGGCAGUUGAAAUGCCAAGUUUAUAAUGAACUGGAAUGCCUAGAUUUUGAAACAGCUUGACCUUUAAAAGUUCAUGGGUUUUUCAGUCUUAACAAGUCAGCCACUUAACUCAACAGGUUGUGGAGAGUAAAAAGAUUUAAGCAGCUUGUAUAAUAGAAGUAGAAGCUGAAGGGGAGUUUGAGACUCCUUUUAAGGGCCUCUAGACCAGGGCUUGGCAAACUUUGUUUAUAAAGGGUCAGACAGUAAAUUUUUCAGGCUUUAUAUAUCAUUUUUUUGGUGGCUGUAUAGCAGCUGUAGUAUAAAUAGUAUAUGAGUAUGGCCAUAUUUAAAAUUUUGUGACUUAGAAAUGUGAAUUUUAUAUAAAUUUUAUGUAUCCUGAAAGCUACUUAGAAUUCUUUUAUCACCAUAAAAUAUAAACACUGUUAGCUGGGUGAGGAGAGACUUAAAAAUAUAAGGCAGCUAAUGGAAUUUAGCCAACUAGUUGUUCGCCCAUCCCAGACUUAGCAAAUUUCCAAGAGCUGACGGACAGGGGUGGCCUUGUAAGGUUUUGUUUAGUGAAAACCUUUCUUUCGGCUGCAGUUAUUUAAAUUUUCAAACAUGUUUCCCAUGUUAAUUUCAGCUGCAAGAAAUUAAGAGGGGUGAUAUAAUUCAGGCAGGGUCAGGAAAGAACUUUGUAGUCACUUUAUAACUACUAACUAUUUUAGUAUUUGGGGGUGGGUAGGUGGUGUUCCGGCCUCCUUCCGGAGCGGAGCUUUAGGGCUCACACUUGGCGGGGCUGGAACCCCGGGGUGCCGGGACCGAGCCCAGGCCAGCUGCAGCAAGGCAAGCGCCCUCGCCGCUGUACUCUCUCUCCGGCCCCGUAACUACUAAUUAUUGACUUUUAAUGACUUAAUAGGUGAUGGCUGAUUACUAGUAAGUGUAUAGAUUCUCACUUUUCAGGGACCUGGCCAAGUUGUGUCACGUGCCAGGCUUUAGUUAUUUAGGGGACAAGCUAAGGUGAGAAGGGGUCAGCUUGGACCACAGAGCUCACUCAGUGGGCAGGGCGCGGGCCCAGGUCUUCGGAGGGUAACAGAGCUCUCUUCUCCGAGCAUCUCCCGGGGGACCGCGACUUGCCCGCCAGGGGCCGUUUAAUCCGAGGAGAGCCAGCGGGCCGCCGCGUCGGGGUCUCGGAGCUAGGGACUAGGGACGGCCCGCCCACCCACGCGUGUGCCCGCGCGGUCCGGCCGGCAGGGGGCGCCUUCCCGGCGGGACUGGGCCGCGGCCGGCCAUGGCGCUCUGGCUCACCGUGGCGCUGCGCGGCCUGCUCGGCGGCUUCUUCGUGCUCACCGGGACGGCGAAGCUCUCGGGGCGCAUCUCCGCUCCCGCGUCCGAGCAGAUGAGAGCCCUGUUCGAGCAGUUCGCCGAGGUAUUCCCACUGAAGGUGUUCGGCUACCAGCCCGAUCCCCUGAGUUACCAGGAGGCCGUGGGCUGGCUUGAGCUGCUGGCUGGGCUGCUGCUAGCCCUGGGCUCACCGGUGCUGCAAGAGAUCAGCAACUUGCUCCUGACCCUGCUCAUGAUGGGGGCCAUCUUCACUUUGGCGUCUCUGAAAGAGUCUCUGAGCACCUGCAUCCCGGCCCUCGUCUGCCUCGGGCUCUUGCUGCUGUUGGAUCUCUGCCGCCUCUUAUUUCCAGCUGAAGAGGUGGUGACCCUCGCCAGGCAGACUCCAAGUGCACCCAAGGACUUCCCGCGGUAGAGACCCUUCCCUUUGCUUGCUGUGCUGCUGGCCACGGCAAGAGCAGGAGCAGGCGCAGGCUAGCACCCUGUUACAGAGACGGCCGGUGUUGAAGCAGAUGCCUCACCAACCAUGCCCGGCUUCCUCUGCCGGGCAGUUGUGACCCUUUCUGGAAAGGUACACACAUCUUUCCCAGGCCAUGUGAAAAUUAAACAACAAAUUGAAAUCA
Molecule: messenger RNA, 1991 nt
Organism: Sorex araneus (European shrew)
Lineage: Eukaryota; Metazoa; Chordata; Mammalia; Eulipotyphla; Soricidae
Gene: TMEM35B
Product: transmembrane protein 35B
Exons: 3
Coding region: 1319-1783 (154 amino acids)
Source: RefSeq, a predicted model, not a curated record